Molecule: messenger RNA, 3885 nt
Organism: Trachymyrmex cornetzi
Lineage: Eukaryota; Metazoa; Arthropoda; Insecta; Hymenoptera; Formicidae
Exons: 4
Coding region: 1-3885 (1294 amino acids)
Biological process (GO): DNA integration; proteolysis
Molecular function (GO): zinc ion binding; aspartic-type endopeptidase activity; nucleic acid binding
Source: RefSeq, a predicted model, not a curated record
AUGGAAAAAUUCGAGCAAGUUAAGACGAUUGCAAAUAACUUCAAAACGAGUUCAAAGAAGGCAGUUCAAGCACUGCAUACAUUAAUUUUCGAGCAAGAGGGAGAUAGAGAGAAUCGGAAACGAUUACGAGAGUUCAGAGGUUUUCUAUUCGCUAUAAAUUCAGAAGAGUAUAAAUCGAAAAUAGCGUAUGUGGAAUCUAACCUCAUUUGGGCAGAUUUAGUGUCUGUAUGCAAUAUUCUAGCGAUCGAGUACUCAGGGACAAAACGAGAAUUGAGUCAACGCUUGUGCGAUAGCCUGAUAGACCUCAAUUCACUCAACAGCUGCGACGAAUCUGAUAAAGAAGAAAAUGCAGGGGAUAGCGACAUACAAGAGCAAGAGUCAAGCGAAAGCGAUGAAGAUGCAAAACGAAGAAGCCGAAAACAAGACAGUAAAGACGUAAAAAGACGAACAAGGAAGACGAAGUAUAAAGAAGUAGCAGGAGAAGACGAAGAAGAUAAAAACGAAGACGAAGAGGAUAAAAACGAAGACGAAGAAGAUGAAGUUGCAGAAGAUCAAAAUGAAGAUGAAAAUGAUCAACGAUCAGUCGAAACAAACCCCAGAGUGACUAAUGCCAAAUUUACCAUGACGUUUCGAGACGUGGAAGAUUCCAUUAGGCACUACAACGGAGACGACAAAUAUCCGAUGGAACGCUGGAUCAUGGAUAUAGAAGAAGCGGCUGAGUUAUUUGGCCUGGCAAAAUUGUUUAUCCAAGGCGAAAGAGGCAUAACAUCUUGGGAGAAGUUAAAGAAGGCGCUUAAAGAAAAAUUCAGUCAGAAGAUGAAUAGUGCUGAACUACAUAAAUUAUUAAGUAAAAGAAAAAUAAAAAAAGAUGAGUCAGUGCAAGUGUAUUACUUAGUUAUGGAAGAGAUAGCUAGCAGAGGUAAUAUUGAGGAUGAAGCGCUGUACUGUUACAUUGUAGAUGGCAUAGAGGAUAGCACAAUCAAUAAAAAUAUUUUAUACGGAGCAAAAAACGCCAAGGAAUUUAAAGAGAAAUUAAAAGUAUAUGAAAAAAUAAAAGCAAAGUCUACAAUCCCGAGCAAAUCAACGAACAUAAGCGCAAGCAAGAAGACGAAGCCAAAGGACAAAGAAGCAACCAGAUGCUACAAUUGUGGUGAACUAGGUCACAGAGCGAGCGAGUGUGAUUCUAGAAGCAAGGGUAUGAAAUGCUUCAAUUGUAACGAAUUUGGACACAAAGCAACUGAAUGUAAAAAGGAAAAAGUGAAAGGGAAGAAAGAAGAAGAAACAACGAUAAUGAAAACAGAAUCCGUGAAUAGUCGCGAUCCACCAAAAAAUAUGUACAAGAUAGUCGAGAUGAGGAAAGAGAAAGUAAAUGCUUUAAUAGACACAGGCAGUCAGUUUACUAUUAUCAAUGAGAAAGUCUACGGAAAGACCGGAUCACCGGAAUUAACAAUAUCCACGAUACUUUUCUCAGGAUUCGGAAAGCGUGAAGUGAAGCCUAUGGGGUAUUUCGAGGACAUAAUCGCCAUUGACAACGAAUCCUUCCAAUCAGUUGUAUACGUAGUACCCGAUGACGUAAUGAGUAUGGAAGCCGUGAUCGGAAAUGAAUUAUUAUCACAAGCGGAACUGAAAGUUGGACCAGAGGGUAUAUCUAUUACAAAGAUACAUGAAGAUAUGGUGUUUCCAGUUAACUACGUUACAGAAGAGGAGAUGCAAGACACUUCGCAUAUUAUCUGCAGAGAAAAAAGAAAAGAAGUAGAGCACCUCAUCGCAGAUUAUCAACCUCGGAAAGUGAAGAAUGCUGACAUUGAGAUGACCAUAACGGUUAAUGAUGAUCGAAAAGUAACCGUAAGACCAAGACGCUUACCAUUUCACGAAAGGAAGAUAGUGGACGAACAGGUAGAGCAAUGGAUCAAGGACAAAAUCGUGGAGCCUUUUGUCAAGGACCACUCUCCACUUCCAUUGAUAGACGAUAUACUAGAUAGAUUGCAAGACGCUCGAGUAUUUAGCUCAAUUGAUCUCAAAAACGGUUUUUUCCAUGUGCCAGUAAGAGAACACGACCGUGUCGACGAAGAGGAUGCCAUUAACAAUCUCAAAUUAGUACUGAAACGAGCAGAGGAAUACGGCCUCGAAAUUAACAAGAAGAAGUGUCAGCUGUUACAAAGGCGCAUUGAGUUCCUAGGAUACAUCAUUGAAGAUGCCAAGUUAUAUCCAUCAACUGAAAAAACGAGAGCAGUCUUAAGAUUUCCAGAGCCACAAACGACGAAGGAAGUACAAAGUUUUCUUGGCAUUACGGGAUACUUCAGAAAAUUUAUCCCAAAUUACUCAAGGAUCGCCAAACCUCUGAGUGACUUACUGAAGAAGGAUGCAGCAUUUCAAUUUAAGGAAUCAGAAAGAAAUGCCUUCACGAAACUGAAGAGAUGUCUGGCAGAGGAACCGGUAUUAAAUAUAUAUAAUCAUACUUAUGAGACUGAAGUCCAUACGGAUGCCAGCCAGGACGGCUUUGGUGCAGUUUUACUCCAAAGAUCACCUUCAGAUAAUGAAUUGCAUCCGAUAUACUUUAUGAGUAAGAAAACCAGUGAUGCUGAGAGAAAAUUUUCCAGUUAUGAGCUUGAAGCUCUGGCGGUGGUAGAAACUUUAAAGAAGUUUCGAGUUUACCUCUUGGGCAAAUCUUUCAAGGUGGUCACCGAUUGUUCUGCGCUUCAACAGACGAUGCGUAAGAAGGACUUAAUACCACGAAUCGCUAGAUGGGUUCUGUAUCUGCAAGACUUUGACUUUACGAUGGAACGCAGAUCGGGAUCAAGAAUGACGCAUGUGGAUGCUUUGAGUCGGUAUCCAGUAAUGACAGUUUUUAAUCAUGACGUUACUCCAAAGAUUAAAAGGGCGCAAGAGGCUGACAAGAAUAUACAAAUUAUUAAGCAGCGCUUAGAAGAAGCUUCUUAUGAAGGAUACCACGUACUUAAUAGUGUAGUCUACAAACAAGAAAAGGGAUACAAUUUGUUGAUGAUUCCCAAGUCCCUUCAAGACGAGAUUAUAAGACGCGCUCACGAACAGGGUCAUUUCGCAGCUAAAAGAACAGAAGAGAAGCUCAAACAAGAAUACUACAUCCCUGAUUUGCGCACAAAAGUCGAGAAAUGCAUCACCAAUUGCAUAAAGUGCAUUCUUGUUAACAAGAAACCUGGGAAAAAGGAAGGCUUUCUGCAUCCGCUAACUAAAGAAGAUGUACCUCUCCAUACUUACCAUAUAGACCAUCUAGGACCGCUUGAGUCAACAAAUAAAAAUUAUAAACAUAUUCUUGCCGUAAUUGACUCUUUUACGAAGUUCGUAUGGAUGUACCCAGUCAAGUCGACUACGUCCAAAGAAGUUAUUGAAAAAUUGGAAUUACAGAAGAAUAUCUUCGGAAAUCCAACUUGCAUCAUCUCAGAGGAACAGCGUUCACAGCCAAUGAAUUUGAAGAUUAUUGUCGUCAAGAGGAUAUUAAACAUAUUAAGAUUACAGCCGAUUGCAGCAAAUGUUAAAUUCAACGUACCAACGCAGUAUAAAUACCACUCCGUGCGAAUUAUUAAUAGGAGUCAAGAUGAGAAUGCAGGACGAAAGAUGAAAGACGUACUAGAGCAGGAAAUGAUAAACGAUUUCGAAAAUUCCCGACAACAAUUAAGAAACGAAGCAAGGAAACAAAUUGAGAAGGUGCAACAAGAGAACCAGAGGCAGUACAACCUGCGUCGCAGGCCUCCCUUCAAAUAUAAGCUUGAUGAUCUAGUGGCAAUCAAGCGGACACAACUAGGACCAGGCUUAAAGCUGAAGCCCAACUAUCUGGGUCCGUACCGCAUCGUUAAAGUCAAACCAAAUGACACUUACGAUGUCAUAAAAGAAGGCCAUCAAGAAUGA